AUGGAAACGCCGCUGGCCACACAAAGGAACACCAGCAGCAGCAGUAGCAGCAGCAGCAGCAGCAGCAGCAGCACUGCAAGCAGCAGCAGCAGCAAAGAUGCAGCAGCAACAGCGACACCACAACGGCAACUGCAGAAUAACAGCAGCAGCAGACUCGCAACAGCUGCAGCAAUUCAACAGCCGCUGCACAGCAGCAGCAACAACAGCAGUAGCAGCAGUAACGGAGCAGCAGCAGCAGAGCAGCAGCACAAGAGCCACAGCUGCCGUAUAAAAGCAGCAGCAGCAGAAAUGUAG
This is a messenger RNA of Eimeria necatrix, 294 nucleotides long. RefSeq lists its product as hypothetical. The record is from RefSeq and is a predicted model, not a curated record. Bases 1 to 294 code for a protein of 97 amino acids. The transcript has a single exon. Lineage: Eukaryota; Apicomplexa; Conoidasida; Eucoccidiorida; Eimeriidae.